Molecule: messenger RNA, 1752 nt
Organism: Solanum stenotomum
Lineage: Eukaryota; Viridiplantae; Streptophyta; Magnoliopsida; Solanales; Solanaceae
Product: allene oxide synthase 3
Exons: 1
Coding region: 43-1518 (491 amino acids)
Biological process (GO): sterol metabolic process
Molecular function (GO): monooxygenase activity; iron ion binding; heme binding
Source: RefSeq, a predicted model, not a curated record
UACACAUAAAAAAAUCCAAAUAUCAUAAGAAAAAUAUUAGUAAUGGCUAAUACCAAAGACUCAUACCACAUAAUUACAAUGGAUACCAAAGAAUCUUCAAUUCCAAAUCUUCCAAUGAAAGAAAUUCCUGGUGAUUAUGGUGUCCCAUUCUUCGGGGCAAUAAAAGAUCGUUACGACUUUCAUUACAAUCAAGGUACUGAUGAAUUUUUCAGGUCUCGUAUGGAAAAAUAUGAUUCCACUAUCUUUAGAACUAAUGUCCCUCCCGGUCCUUUCAAUGCUCGUAACUCUAAAGUUGUUGUCCUUGUGGACGCGGUUAGUUAUCCCAUCCUUUUUGAUAACUCCCAAGUCGAUAAGGAAAACUACUUUGAAGGUACUUUUAUGUCCUCCCCAUCUUUCAACGGUGGUUAUAAGGUUUGCGCUUUUCUUGACACUACAAAUUCCAAACACUCCGUAUUGAAAGGACUUAUCCUAUCCACACUAGCUAGGUUGCAUGACAAGUUCAUCCCUAUCUUUAAUACCUCAAUCACUCAGAUGUUUACAAGUCUUGAAAAAGAAUUGUCUGAGAAAGGAACGUCUUACUUCAAUCCCAUGAGUGAUAACUUGUCGUUUGAAUUCCUCUUUCGAUUGUUUUGUGAGGGGAAAAAUCCAGUUGAUACAAGUGUUGGUACUAAUGGACCAAAAAUUGUUGACAAAUGGGUUUUUCUUCAACUAGCUCCAUUGAUUUCACUUGGCCUUAAAUUUGUACCAAACUUUCUUGAAGAUUUGGUGUUGCACACUUUCCCUCUACCCUACUUCCUUGUAAAAGGAGAUCAUCAGAAACUAUACAACGCGUUCUAUAACUCCAUGAAGGAUAUUUUAGAUGAAGCGGAGAAACUUGGAGUUAAAAGAGAAGAAGCUUGUCAUAACUUUAUUUUCCUUGCAGGAUUCAAUUCAUAUGCCGGUAUGAAAGUGUUCUUUCCAUCUUUGAUAAAGUGGAUCGGAACAUCAGGACCUACUUUACAUACUAGACUUGUUAAAGAAAUCAGGACCGCGGUUAAAGAAGCAGGAGGGGUAACUCUUUCAGCUAUAGAUAAAAUGCCUCUUGUUAAGUCUGUGGUUUAUGAGACCUUAAGAAUGGACCCUCCAGUUCCGUUCCAAACGGUUAAGGCUAGGAAAAAUAUAAUUGUUUCUAACCACGAAGCAUCGUUCUUGAUCAAGAAAGAUGAAUUGAUAUUUGGAUAUCAACCAUUGGCUACAAAGGACUCAAAAGUUUUUAAGAAUGCGGAGGAGUUUAAUCCAGAUAGAUUUGUGGGAUAUGGAGAGAAGUUGCUUAAGUAUGUGUAUUGGUCAAAUGGUAAGGAGACUGAUAAUCCAACUGUGAACGAUAAACAAUGUCCUGGUAAAGAUCUGAUAGUGUUAUUGGGAAGGCUAUUGGUGGUGGAGUUUUUCAUGCGUUAUGAUACUUUUGAAAUUGAAUUUGGAAAACUCUUGCUUGGUUCAAAGGUGACUUUUAAGUCAUUAACCAAAGCAACAUCAUGAAGUGAAAUGAAUAUAAGGGUGGGAUGGAGUGGUUUGUUUUUAUAAUAAGGAAGAACUAUCUCAUAAGAUUAUAACAAUAAUCUAGCUAGGGGUAGUUCAAAAUUCAACUUUUCAUCUUGAAAGAGUGUAAUUUUCUAUAUUUUAAGUUUGUAUUAAAAUCUACGAGAUGCGUGGAUGAUAAAGCAAGUUAAUUAUGAUAAAAUAUUAUCUUAUAAUAUUUGUUUGAUCAUAUUG